AUGUGCAGAGCCAUUCGUCAACGUGAUCUAUCUACCAAGAUUAAUUUCCUCCAAGACGUUGUUGGAGACAGCCAAUAUGAUUUCCUCAUCAUGACCUUCUGCGAUAGUAUCUUUGAAGAUUCAGACUUGAAAUUCUUUUUCCAGGGUUUCGAUGUGGAAGUGAUGGCCGCUCUCAUGAAGCGAUUGCUGAACAUUACCUUCCAAUCGUCAUCCAGAAUCGAUAUCUUUGACGAAGAUACUCGGUCCAAGAUUGUCCUUCGAAACUACGCACUCUUUGAAAUGGGCUUAAACGAAAAACAGUUCGAAAAGCUCGAAUCCCAUUUUGAAUUCGCUCUGCGCGAUGCUUGGCUGGACGCUGAGCUUGUCGAUGAAUGCAAGCAACGAUUUAGUGAUCUACGAAAGGUUUUCCAGAUGGAGGGCAAAGAAUUCGAGCACGCUGCCACGGCGAAUCGAGUAGUGGCAUGUCAAAUGAUUCUAGCUGCUGCCUCAUCAUCAUAA
Cylindrotheca closterium is the source of this 498-nucleotide messenger RNA. The record is from the annotation of a GenBank genome assembly. Lineage: Eukaryota; Bacillariophyta; Bacillariophyceae; Bacillariales; Bacillariaceae.